Molecule: messenger RNA, 1415 nt
Organism: Tyto alba (common barn owl)
Lineage: Eukaryota; Metazoa; Chordata; Aves; Strigiformes; Tytonidae
Product: killer cell lectin-like receptor subfamily B member 1B allele B
Exons: 7
Coding region: 39-959 (306 amino acids)
Source: RefSeq, a predicted model, not a curated record
GUUUGGGGCCAUUUUCCUCCUUGGAGCCAAGAAAAUAAAUGCAAUUAUUGCAUGCUUGCCAGGACCUGGCAAAGGAUGAAAGGAGGAGAAGUGCGGGUGCUUUUUGGGUUCUGGAGCUGCACCCCUGGCAGGAAGCUCGGGCCCCUGCUGCCAGCUCAGCCCUCGAUGGCCCAAGGCCGCGUGGUCAGCUGUGCUCUGGUUUCCUGUCCCCAAGCCUGGUGGCCUCUCGGCUCUUCGGCACCAUGGAGGAUGAGGAUGGUUACACGGUUUUAGAGAAGCGGGGCGCAGCGGGGAGCCCCGGUCCCCUCCAGCAUGCAGAAUGGAGCCUGGAAGACCCUUGGGGGGGUUUUGCCCCACAGCGAGCGAGGGUCCUUGGGGGACCCCUCCGCUGUCCCCGCUGCCUCCUCGGGGCCACGCUGGCUGCCCUGCUGCUGUCCCUCGGGGCAUGUGUGGUUUGGUUGGUGGCGGAGAGGGGACAGCCCGAGGGGACGGCGGCCCGCGGGAACGCCACGCUCUGCUCCGACCGCCUCAACCUGGAGCUGAGGAAGAGCCUGUGCACCCCAACAGGGGGCGAGGGGUGCUGGCUGUGCCCCGCGAGCUGGAGGCUGCGCGGGACCAAGUGCUACUGGUUUGGCAACGGGAUCGACCCUUGGAACCAGAGCCGGGUGGACUGCGUGAAUCGGGGUGCCCAGCUGGUGAUGCUGGGGGACCGGGAGGAACUGGAUUUCCUAAUUGAAUCCAUCCAGAAACCUACCAGCUAUUACUGGAUCGGGCUUCUCCUCUCCCCGGUGCAGGGCUGGACCUGGCUGAACGGCUCCCGCCUGGACCGCAGCUGCUUCCAGCUGAACCCCCCGAGCAGUGGCGGAGCCUGCGGGGUGCUGAAGGGGGGCAGAAUCACCUCCGAAAACUGCAGCGCGGAAUUGAAGUGGAUCUGCCAAAAAAAAGCCACCCACCUCUGAGGCGUUGUGGGGUCGGGGCAUUUCCGCCCCCCCCCCCCCCCCCCCCCAUAUCUUGUAAUAUGCCAACAGCAAGGUGCUGGCUCAUUUGCAUGCUAAUUAGUAUAUAAGGAGGGAGCUGCGGGGUUGGGGGGGGGGUGUUGGAGGUAUUUGGGGUCGGGACAAGGCGUGGGGAAAAACUGCCACGGCUCAAAAGCAUUGAAAUCCUCCACCGCUCAAAAGCACUGAAAUCCUCCAUCCCACCCCAAAAAUAAUGGGCGAGGCCCGCUCAGAGGAGGAAAAAAAGAGUCGCUGCGGUGUGAAAAAAAACAAUUCUUACCAUUCUGAAAUUCUCAAGUGGUUUCAUUGAGUUUGAGGUUUUGGCGGAGCAGGGAUGCAGCCGGUGCUCUGCCUGCAACAGCCACCCCACAGGAAGUGAUGCUGGGGAAAAGGGCGACAAGAAGUGCUUUUAAAAAAUAA